UUCACUCCCAGUCUUCCAAUUCAGCUAAACCCCUGGCAGAACCCUAAACAUACAUUUCUGCGCACCUCCUUCUCCCUCUCCCUCUCGUAUAGGGUAAAAUGGCGCUCUCGAAACUCUCAUCCUUCAAUCACCACAUUAGAACCCUAACCAGACGUCAUUUCCUGCCCCAACCGUCGCCGCCGAGCUUCUUAUGCCUUCGCCUCUUCUCAUUCGCCACCCCGGAAGAGGCCGCCGCCGAGCGCCGUAAACGCAAGCGCCGCCUUCGCAUCGAGCCUCCGAUUUCCGCGCUUCGCCAACAACAGCAGCAGCAGCAACCUCGCCCCACCACCCCGCAAAACCCUAACCCCAAUGCUCCGAAAAUCCCCGAAACCGUCUCGGUGCUGACCGGGAACCGGCUCAACCUCCACAACCGCAUUCUCAAGCUGAUCCGCGAGAAUGAUUUGGAGGAAGCCGCGCUUCUCACUCGCCACUCUAUCUACUCCAACUGCCGCCCCACAAUCUUCACCUGUAAUUCCGUCAUGGCAGCGCAGCUUCGCCAAUCGCGCUACGCUGACCUUCUAUCGCUUCACCGCUUCAUCACCCAGGCCGGCGUCGCCGCCAAUAUUGUCACGCACAACCUUCUUCUCUCCGCCUACAUGGAUUGCCGCAAGACCGAUAUAGCGAUGGAGCACUACAAGCAGCUUAUAAAUGAUGCCCCCUUCAACCCCUCGCCCACCACCUACCGGAUUUUAAUCAAGGGUCUCGUCGAUAACAAUAAGAUUGAAAAGGCACUUGAAUUGAAGGAAGAGAUGUUAUCCAAGGGAUUCAAAGCGGACCCCAUUGUGUAUAGCUAUUUGAUGUCUGCUCAAGCUAACAACUCAGACGCUGAUAGCAUUUUCAAUCUUUAUGAAGAAUUGAAGGAAAAAUUGGGAGGCUCUGUCUCUGAUGGAGUGAUUUAUGGCAGCUUGAUGAAAGGUUACUUCUUGAGGGGAAUGGAGGAGAAGGCUAUGGAGUGUUAUGCAGAAGCUGUGGGUGAGAAUUCCACAAUUAAGAUGAGCGCCGUGGCUUUUAAUCACAUCUUAGAUGCAUUGAGCAAGAAUGGCAAGUUUGAUGAGGCUCUGAAACUAUUUGAUAGGAUGAUGACUGAGCAUGAUCCUCCCAAAACAUUGACUGUUAACUUGGGGAGCUUCAAUGUGAUGGUGGAUGGUUAUUGUGCCGAAGGGAAAUUCACUGAUGCUAUUAAUGUUUUCAAGUCAAUGGGUGCAAAGAGGUGUAGCCCAGAUACAAUGUCAUAUAAUAAUCUGAUUGAACACUUGUGCAAUAAUGAUAUGUUGGGCGAGGCGGAGGAGCUUUACAAGGAUAUGGCAGAGAAGAAAGUGAGCCCUGAUGAGGCUACAUUUGUUUUGUUGAUGGACACUUGCUUCAAGGAAAAUAGGCCUGAUGAUGCAGCUCAUUAUUUUAAGACAAUGGUUGAAUCAAAGCUGCGGCCUAAUAUUGGGGUGUAUAAUAGAUUGGUUGAAGGAUUGGUUAAAGUUGGGAAGGUUGAUGAAGCAAAAUCGUUUUUUGAUAUGAUGAUGGGGAAGCUCCGAAUGAAGGAUGAUGAGUACAAGUUCAUGAUGAAUGCAUUGUUUGAGAUCGGGAAGCAUGACGAGGUGCUUGCCAUUGUGGAUAGGGUGUUAAGGGAGGACCCAACUGAUCUUACUGAUGAGUUGAAAGAAUUUGUUGGAGAAGAGCUGAGGAAAGAAGGAAGAGAAGAGGAGUUGCCAAAGCUUAUAGAAGACAUAGAAAGGGAGAAAGCUGAAGCUGCAGCUAAGGUUGCUGAAGAAGCAGAAAGGGCAAAGGCCAGUACCAGAGAAGCAGUUAAUGCUUUGUUGAACACCCCCAGAUUGUUUGGAAAGAAGGAACCUGAAGAUCAAUCAGCAGCUUCAACAGUGAAUUCUGCUGAGGCAGUAGAGAUUGGAGAAGAGGAGAUUGCUGAUGCAGUGUCAAAUGCUAGUGGUGAUGCCACAACUGGGCACACCACAGCAUGAACACAGAAGACUGGUUAAACCAUACAAGAUUUUGCCUUUUUUCCAAGUACAUUGGCCCUGGGUUUAAGAUUAUCAAAAGAAGCCUAAACAAAUCGCUUUCUUUCCAAGAACAGACUAGUUGGUUCUAAGAGCAGUGAAUCCAACAGAUUUCUUGAGUGUCAAGUUUAUUUGUGGCAUGAAAGAUUAUAAUCAUGUAACUAGUUCAGAUUGGAAAUAAAAUUACUUACUAAUCAUGUGUUAGUUUUUGUUUGUGAAACUACUUUGUACUAAUGUUGUCAGUUCCAAUUGCAUUAUGAGUUUUUGCUUCUUAAA
Messenger RNA from Ipomoea nil (Japanese morning glory), 2321 nucleotides. Its product is annotated as pentatricopeptide repeat-containing protein At3g49240. Gene Ontology annotation, cellular component: chloroplast. NCBI's taxonomy places the organism in Eukaryota, Viridiplantae, Streptophyta, Magnoliopsida, Solanales, Convolvulaceae. The transcript has a single exon. The coding region runs from base 99 to 2009 and encodes 636 amino acids. The record is from RefSeq and is a predicted model, not a curated record. Gene Ontology annotation, molecular function: protein binding.